GGAAGUGUUGCUAACUAGCAUAGCAUGCUAAUGAAAAUACGCUGGGGAGCUGCCUGGGGCGGCUGUGGACUUUGGUUCAGUAAUAACAGCAGAUUCAGAAAAUAAAACUCUUGAUAUUACAUAUACGUGGUGAUGGCGUGGUCUUGUGUACUGCCUGCGUUACGUGUGUGGAGAUGGUUUUAACAGAUGCUCUUCUGGAGGACUCGGGAACACUGCACUGGCCUGGAGAAACCUCUUAAGCAAACAUAACACACUUCGAUACAAAAGGAUAAACAUCAGUAUAGCCCUGCUACAACUGUGCAGUAAUAGAGGACACAGACACGUGGACUAGACAAAGUUCUUCUCAAGGAUAAAAGUGUUUUUUUUUUUUUUUUUUUUUUACCACGGUACUGCUAGAGCCCAAGCUUCUCUCCAUUUUUUUUAUUACUUCCUGUCUGUCCCAUCUUCACCGCCACCAUGCCAAGCACCAUCCGCCGGCAGAUGAAAAACAUGGUCAACAAUUACUCUGAUGCCGAGAAGAAGGUCAGAGAGGCUACGUCCAACGACCCCUGGGGCCCGUCGUCUUCGCUCAUGUCCGAGAUCGCGGACCUCACCUACAACGUGGUGGCCUUCAGUGAGAUCAUGAACAUGAUUUGGAAGCGGCUCAACGAUCAUGGGAAGAACUGGCGCCACGUCUACAAAGCCCUCAUGCUCCUCGACUACCUGAUAAAGACGGGUUCAGAGAGGGUGGCGUUGCAGUGUAAGGAGAAUAUCUUCGCCAUCCAGACCCUGAAGGACUUCCAGUACGUUGACAAAGACGGCAAAGAUCAGGGCAUCAAUGUCAGGGAGAAGAGCAAGCAGUUGGUGGUCCUACUCAAAGAUGAGAAACGCCUUAAAGGAGAGAGGUCUCAGGCUUUGAAGACUAAGGAGCGUAUGGCCCAGGUGUCCACAGGGAGCACUCCGAUGGGUUUUGGCCGGGGCUCAUCCCAACCCAACCUCUCCACAUCCUACAGCGAGGAAUACGGCAGAUCAGAGGGCUCCCCUGCCUCCUACCAUGGCUCAACAUCUCCCAAUGCGGGUUCAGAGUUGGAACAGGCUAGACCUCAAACCAGUGGAGAAGAGGAACUACAGCUACAACUUGCUUUGGCCAUGAGCAGAGAAGCUGCAGAGCAGGAGGAGCGCCUGCGCAGAGGUGACGACCUGAGACUACAGAUGGCCUUGGAGGAGAGUAAAAAAGAAGAUCCAGGCUCAGCAAAGCUGCCCAAGAAGAAGAAGGAGCCACAGUCAUCUUUGAUGGAUCUAAUGGAUGUCCCUGAGCCAGGUGCCAAGGCUGACCCCUGGGGCAUGGGGGGUGGAGCUAGAGCUGGAGCUGGAGCUGCAUCAGCAGACCCGUGGCAGCCUUAUGGAUCUGCCCCUAAACCAUCAGUGCCAGCAGACCCAUGGGCUGCUCCUUCAUCUCUGCCUGCCAUGAAGGCCAGCGACCCCUGGGCCAACUCCAGUCCUGCAUCUGAUCCCUGGGGUUCUGGAGCUGGCCGGUCUAAGACCUCCAACACAGGUAACUUUGACCUGUUCAGUACAUCCAAUGGUACAUCCAAGGAAGACUUCUCAGAGUUUGACAGCCUGCGCUCUUCCUCCUCUGUCCCCACUGCUGUGUAUUUUAAAACUUUAGAUAGGAGUUAUUGGGGUUCAGUGUUUUGCUCGCUCAACACAAAACUCUUUAAACUAAACAUCCUCCUUCCUUUCUCCAUUUCAGCUGAUGGGGGCAUAACGUCCUCUCUCCCCUCCCAAGUCAGUCUGGCUAGUAGCGGCAGCCUGGAUCUCUUUGACCCUCUUCCCGCCUCUACUUCAAUCUCCUUAAACCCAACUAGAAAGACUCCAGAGUCCUUCCUGGGGCCCAACGCCGCGCUGGUCAAUCUGGACUCUCUGGUGACCAAACCAGCGCAGCCUCCACCAGUCGUUAACCCAUUCUUGGCUACUACAGGUGGCCCUGCUCCAGCUCCGACUGCCAACCCGUUCCAAGUGAGCCAGCCGGUUCCUCCUACACUCAACCAGAUGCGUGUCAGCCCGAUGCCCUCUGGCUUCGGUAGCAUUGCGGAGCCCAUGCCCCUGGCCUCCGUGCCCGCUCAGCCCGUUGCCAUGGUCCCCCUGGCGGGGAUGGCCCCAAUGGGCCGGGGAAUGCCCGGAUUGGGAGCCGGUGGUGUAGGCGGAAGCGCAGGGAUCCCACCCUUUAUGUCAAUGCCUCAACCACUGAUGAGCAUGCCCCCCCAGGCAGGGGCACAACCCGCCGGAACCACCAACCCCUUCCUUUUGUGAAAGGAUUAGUCAGGGGAAAAAACCUACUUCUUAUUAAUUUGCUCCUUAAGAAGCUUCAACAUGAACUAAGAGAUAUCCUAUCCCAUGUAACCAUUUAUAAGCCACUCCCAGCCAGGCGCCCUACUAAAUGACCCCACUUCCUGACUCCUUUCUGCUCUUCUGCUCCUCAGCUACAAGCUGCCUAGUCUUGUGAGUUCCAGUCUGAAUCUAAUAUGGUGCUGGUGACCACAAAGGUUUUGUACUUGUCUGUAGACUUUAGAUUCUCCACGGGGGUGGGACUGGACCCAGUUUCAUCCGUUCUUCCUCUUGUUAAGCUGGCUCCUCACCCUUUAGACCGCUCCUCUCCUCUUUUGUGAUGGGGUGACAGUAGUCAGCCUGUACUAAUUCACAGAUCUUAUCUGGUCUCUAGAACUAAUCUUUUAUAAGCCCCAUCAGUUGUAGUGUGUCUGUUUGAGUGCACAUCUCAGUGCUUUUACACUGUGUAUAUUCCAGUGAGUUUAACUCUAACUCGCUGGAUCAAGGAUGAGAGAUGUUUAUACUCCCUGCAUGUAUGUUGUGUUUAUUACAAAGCAGGAAUUUUGCACAAUUUUUGCUUUUUUGUUUUGUUUUUCUUUCAUCGACUGUUGGACUCACCGUUACACCUUAGUUCACAGAGGAAGUCUGAUUAAACAAACAAGGCACACCCUUAUACUGCCUUGGCUCUUGGUACUACUCAGUCCCAACCCUUCAUCUUCCCCUUGGACCUUUUUUCCAACCUUCCACAUGACCCCUGAAAGGUCACAACCUUAAACAUGAACACUCCCCAGGAGGAAAUGGAACUGCUCAUUUUAGUCCUAAAAGACUGCAGAGAGGCGAGAAAAGAUGUUUUUUUUUUAUAUAUAUAUAUGUACGUGCUCGUAUGCUGGUGUACUGUUACUGUUCAGAUACUAACGACCACAUGUUAAACCAUUUUCUACUGCU
Girardinichthys multiradiatus is the source of this 3252-nucleotide messenger RNA. Its product is annotated as epsin-2-like. Gene Ontology annotation, cellular component: clathrin vesicle coat; endosome; plasma membrane. The transcript is spliced from 10 exons. The record is from RefSeq and is a predicted model, not a curated record. Bases 457 to 2292 code for a protein of 611 amino acids. Lineage: Eukaryota; Metazoa; Chordata; Actinopteri; Cyprinodontiformes; Goodeidae. Gene Ontology annotation, molecular function: phospholipid binding; clathrin binding. Gene Ontology annotation, biological process: endocytosis.